GUACCAAAUUUUCUUUCACUCUACGCCGCCGCCGCCGCAACAGCGUGAAAUCAAAAUUGCCUGGUCGUCUGCACGGCUCUCUCUACACGGCGUUAUAAAGACGACAGUUUUACAAAGGCCGUCGAGUUCUACUUUCGUGUUUUUCUCUAUGAUUCGACUUCCUUUUUUCCCCGACAUUGCCCUCAAUUCAAAAGUCUCAAAUAAUUCGGAUCAAGUCAUCAGUCUUUGAUUGAUAUAUUUCCAGCCGUGUCAAAGGAAAGAAACGCGUGUUUACACCUUUAUCAGCACUCUAGACUCGAUCUGAUUAAAUGACUAUACCUUGCUACUCGGUUGACUUCCGUUAAACAACAACUCCAAAAAAAACUUCAAGUUCGGAGAAGCAAAAAAUUUUACGUUUUCUGUUUAGUCAAAGUUUUUCCAAACCAGUUUAGACUCAGAAAAUACACUUAUAGGUCACAUAUAUAACGCUGCCUAGCCAGCAAGACUAUAAUUGCCAGCCUUGUGUGGAUAUAUACCAUACUAUGAAUUUGAUACGGAGUAUGCAAGGACUUGUGUAAAUUUGGUUUGAUGCUAAAUUGUUUUUUUAUACCGUGGCCAUUUAAGAACCGCAGCAUAAAAACCCAGUGACGCUGGCCCCAAAGCUUUUAUUAUUCUUUCAGCAGCACAUGAAACGACUAGUGGAUAUUCAAUUCUCGACCAUCAUCAUGUCUAGUGCGCUGAGCUAUUACACGCUGUUUGUCGGGGUUGCAGUGAUCAUGACACAUUUAAGAGGGGCGGAAUCUUUCACUCUCAGGCGGAUCGCUUCCAGCAGCGCCAGCGUCAAAGAUUCCCACGAAAAGUCAACCGCAGCAGCAGCAAUCGACCGGCCGGAACGCAACAGCAGACAACACACCCAGAUCAAAUCAACUGAAGGUGAUCUGGCUGCUGCUGCUGCUCCUAUCGCUGAUGGUUAUGUGGGAGGACGACUAGUCACCCAGCGGUCCCCUGUGACGGACAAGCGUCGUGCUCAUUCUGACGGCCAUGCCCCAUCUGAUUCAUUUGACCUUAGCGAUAGCGACCAAGUGGAAGCAGUUGUCAGCAUCCAGAUCGUCAAACAAGAUCUCCCAUCGGCUGGGAUCGUUAUCGAAGAUAACAACAUUCACUCCCAUUUGGAAAAUAGACCACGCAAGAUUCAUCACCUGCCGGCCAAUCGAGUCCCAUCACUAGGUCAGCAGUGGCAGCUCGUCAAACAGUUCAUCGUGAGCGACUAUUAUUUCGGAGAGCUGGACGAGUUAGCCAAGGAACAUUUUCUACAAAAGAUGUUGAAGGGUUUAAUUUCCCAGCAAAGUCAGAAAAAUUAGUACAAAUAUCGAUUUUUUUUUUUCAAAGAGAUCCUGUGUGUCCGUUCACGUACAAAUUUGUGUCUUCCAUUUGCAUAAUAAAAUAUUUAUGAAAUGUAUCACCUUCACUGGCGAUUUAAUUUAUGUAUAGUAUAAAAAUACAUGACUGAAAAAUAUACCGUUGGGCCACUUU
Messenger RNA from Daphnia pulicaria, 1512 nucleotides. RefSeq lists its product as uncharacterized. The transcript is spliced from 2 exons. Bases 666 to 1340 code for a protein of 224 amino acids. The record is from RefSeq and is a predicted model, not a curated record. NCBI's taxonomy places the organism in Eukaryota, Metazoa, Arthropoda, Branchiopoda, Diplostraca, Daphniidae.